Messenger RNA from Hypoxylon trugodes, 1866 nucleotides. Its product is annotated as general substrate transporter. The record is from RefSeq and is a predicted model, not a curated record. The transcript has 4 exons. NCBI's taxonomy places the organism in Eukaryota, Fungi, Ascomycota, Sordariomycetes, Xylariales, Hypoxylaceae. Gene Ontology annotation, cellular component: membrane. Bases 67 to 1662 code for a protein of 531 amino acids. Gene Ontology annotation, biological process: transmembrane transport; carbohydrate transport. Gene Ontology annotation, molecular function: carbohydrate:proton symporter activity.
GAGAACUUUAAGGAAUACCCCAGACUUUGCGCUCAAGCUCCCUGAUACUUCAACAAACAAGUCAAAAUGGGUGUUUCAAACUCACCUUUCGUUAAGUAUUGGCACGCAAUCAAAGCCUCGCCCCCGGGCAUUUACAAUAGGAGACUGUUUUUGACUGUCUUUGUCUAUGCCCUUGCCGGGAGUCCCAGAGGCUGGGAUGAAGGCUCUACUUCUGCAGUCACGCAGUUGAAGAGUUUUCAAAGGGAAUUCGGGAUCACACCAACCGGAAACCCAGAUGCUGUUUCGAACAUUGUUUCCUUCGUCAACCUGACGGCUGGCCUCGGGGCUCUUCUAUCCUUCCUUAUUAACGAUCGCGUUGGCCGCCGGUGGUCUCUUCGGAUCUACAUAACUAUCGUAGCUAUCGGCACGCUCAUCUCGACAUUCUCAUACGGUUCUCUCGCUGCCCUUUACGUCGGGCGUCUAGUCUCUGGCCUUGGAAUUGGGGCACUCACAGUGACCGGUCCCAUGUCAAUUGUCGAAAUCGCACCUCGAGUAACGAGAGGUCUUAUGACACUUUGGUUCAACAUCGCCAUGCUUAGUAGCCAGAUGAUUGGAAUUUUCGUGGUAUAUGGUGCCAACACCAAUAUCCCGAUCAGCAAGAAUCUCCAAUGGCAAACACCGUUCUUUGUACAAACUUUCAUCCCGGCCAUUGCUAUCGGACUAUCCUUCCUCGUCGAUGAAUCGCCGCGAUGGCUCUGUCUAAAAGGCCGUACUGAUGAAGCCAUUAAUGUACUUGCCCGAAUUCGUGGUUUCGAUAUGGACAGCCCUCACCUAUUAGCUGAGUUCGAUAGCAUCAACACUCCGAUCCAGCGCGAGCUCAGCGAGUACGGACAAGAAACUCUACUGUCGACACUCCGGGAAACAUUCUUUGUCAGGUCGAAUCUACGCCGUGUCCAAUUAACGAUUGUCGCGUAUAUCCUUGCUCAAAUGUCCGGCGCCAAUUCGAUCACCAACUAUCUGCCGACAAUCUUCGGCUAUAUUGGAUUGAAGAACGACGACGCUAAGAUCUACUCGUCCGGCCUUUAUGCUUUCGUCAAGCUCUUCUGUUGUAUUCUCGCUUCUCUAUUCUUCGUUGACGCGAUCGGACGCCGAAAAUCGCUAUUCAUCGGUAUCACUAUUCAGAUGUUCUGCCAUAUAUACCUAGGCGCGUUUUUAAACGUAACUGGUAGCGGUAAGCUUAACAACUCACACGCCGAUGCCGCUGCGAUCGCGGCAAUUUAUAUCCACGCUCUUGGAUGGGCUGUUGGUCUAUACAGUUUGCCAUACCUAUUCGGUGCGGAACUCUGGCCAAACAGAAUCCGUUCGUUUGGUGGUGCCCUUUCGCAGUGUUUCCAUUGGCUAUUCCUCUUCGCCAUCACGAAAGCCACGCCGGCUCUGCUAUCCUCUAUGGACAAAUGGGGCGCAUUCAUAUUCUUUGCAGCCUGGUGUCUGAUCGCCUUGGUGUAUUGCUUCAUUAUGGUACCGGAGACUAGUGGGCGCACAUUGGAAAGCAUGGAUCGUCUCUUUGAACAUAGGUGGUACGAGAUGAGGAAAUACGCCUAUGAGAAGUCUUCUCCUUCAAGUGAAGAAAAACUUGACGCCGAUGUCGAACACGCCGAGAUCCAACAUGUCUCUGAUAAGUGAGGAAUUGGUUUAGGCUUGGAGACUAUAUGAAUACAGCUUCGACUUGGUUUCUCUUCUCAGCGUACGGCAGGCAAUGGGUUUAGCACGGCAAACCAUGGGAUAGUCCGUGCUUUUUUUCAAUUCUAAACGUCAAUGUGCAAUAACUGCUUUCUAUGUCUUUUCAUAGUUAUGAAUACAUGAUGGCUGGUUCUCGGAAGCCUCAAU